CAAACUACCAAUGUGGAUGAAACAGGAGCAACAACUCAUCAAUGCACGCUUAUUAUCUAUCUCAACUGAUGAAUCGUUUUCAUCAAGUUGGCGCAACGUUCAAGCACCCAAAGUUGAGGCUUUAGUUCUGAAUUUUCAAACAAGGAAUUACACCUUACCCGAGUUUCUGGAGAAAAUGGUUGAACUGAAGGUCAUAAUUAUCACUAAUUAUGGUUCUUCUUCAGCUGAAUUAAGCAAUUUUCAGCUACUUAAGUCUCUCUCCAAUCUAAAGAGAAUUAGAUUAGAGAAGUUUUCAAUUCAUUCCCUUUGCAAUGCCCCUAUACCAUUGAGAAGUGUGAAGAAAAUAUCCAUAUUUAUGUGUAAUAUUGGUCAAGCUUUCGGGAAUUCUACUAUACAGGUUUCAGAUUCAUUGCAAAGUCUAAUGGAGAUAAACAUUGACUAUUGCAAGGAUCUGGUAGAAUUGCCUACAUGGUUGUGUAAGGUUUCCUCCCUAAAAAAACUCAGCAUCACCAAUUGUCAUAAGUUGUCUGCAUUGCCUGAAGGAAUUGGAAAGUUGGUGAAUUUAGAAGUGCUAAGGUUUAGAUCUUGUAUCGAAUUGUCAGAGUUGCCAAAGUCAAUCAGAAGUCUCCAUAAGUUACACAUCCUUGACAUAUCUGAUUGCCUAAGCAUUAUCAAGUUGCCAAAACGCAUUGGUGAGUUGCAUAAUUUGAAAGAGCUACACAUGGAAAAGUGCUUGAAAUUGCAUAAGCAGUUGCCACCAUCAACUGUUCAUCUCAAGCAGUUGAAGCUUGUGGUAUGUGACGAAGAGAGGGCCAAAUUAUGGGAGCCAAUCAAGGAAAGUUUCUCUGGUUUAAACAUAAUGGUGGCUAAAGAAGAUAUCAACUUGAAUUGGCUUAAAAAAUAA
Messenger RNA from Quercus lobata, 904 nucleotides. Its product is annotated as Leucine-rich repeat (LRR) family protein. The transcript has 2 exons. The record is from RefSeq and is a predicted model, not a curated record. NCBI's taxonomy places the organism in Eukaryota, Viridiplantae, Streptophyta, Magnoliopsida, Fagales, Fagaceae. Bases 11 to 904 code for a protein of 297 amino acids.